CACACCUGAAACGAGACUAUCAAUAGCGUCAUCGGUUGUUGAUUUUAUUUAGGUGUUUUGCCGAUUUUCGCUGCUUUCCACUAUAUUUAAAGCUAUCGUCUAACAUUUCUUGCUAUGGGUUUGCCUGAAUAUAGGAUUUAACAAAUUAUGUCACAUAAUCAAAAGACUUUUCCAAGAUUUGAUCCUCGAAUUGUCGAGAUUAAAAGUAAAUUUGUAUCCGAAUUCCGGCGAUUUAGCGUGGAUAAAACAACACAAACGAGCUUUGAAGAAUUUCGAAAAUUAGUAGAAAGAAUUCAUGGAUUGAAAGAUUGGCCAUUUCUAAUUUGUUACACGGAUUACCAUGGAGAUUUGUUACCAAUUAACAAUGAUGAUAACUAUAGGAAAGCUUUGGAUGUUUCUAAACCAUUACUUAAGCUACUAGUGGAAAAGAAAGGCAGCGUACUGGAGUUGCAGGGAUUUGGGUCGCAAUUAAGGGCUAAACGAGGUGUACUUAGCAAAUUAAUGGGUAGUUCUCAGCCCCAAGAACCACCACGAGUACGACAGGGUCCUAUCAUAUCUUUACCAGAAGACUUUCGAAAAGUGUCUGCAAUUAUAGAUGUGGAUAUGAUACCUGAAAGCCAAAGGAGAGUAAAGCUCAUGAAAAACGGCCAAGAAAAACCUUUAGGUUUUUACAUUAGAGACGGAACAAGUGUAAGAAUAACACCUGCUGGUCUUGAAAAAGUUCAAAGCAUUUUUAUUUCUCGGCUCGUACCUGGGGGAUUAGCAGAAUCUACUGGUUUAUUGGCAGUAAAUGACGAAGUACUUGAAGUCAAUGGAAUAUCAGUGCAAGGAAAAUUACUUGAUCAAGUUACGGAUAUGAUGGUAGCCAAUUCCUCAAAUUUAAUACUUACCGUUAAACCGGCAAAUCAGAGGAAUAACGUUUCUCCAAAGAAAGCUUUGAAAUUGAAAAGUAAUUUAUCGACAACCACUGCUUCAGACACCUCAUCGCAUUCUUACAAUCCUUCUAUUGAUUCUUCCGAAGCGAUUGACGAGGAAGAUGAAGUUCGCCUUUACUUGCCCCAGCCUCUAAAGAACGAAUUUCGAUCCAGCGGCAAAGAAAAUAAUAUCAGAUCGUCCAGUUCACCAUUUAAUGAAGUAUACAAAGUUUGUGCCUUAUCUCAGCACUUAAAAGUAGCCCCGAAAAGGCCUCCAAACGCUUACGCUAUAUUUUUCCAUGAAGUUCGUCCAGAAAUACCAACUCGUAAUGUGCCUGAAAUGGGUCGUAUAGUUGGCGAGAAAUGGAGAGCUCUAGUUGAUGAAAAGAAGGAUGAGUACCGUAUGAAGAGUGAAGAACUAAGAAAUACAUAUGUCAAAGAUAAGGCUGCUUUUUUGCUGUCAUUGUCACCGUCUGCGAAAAGGGAGAUGGCCGAAGAAAUUAGACAAAAAAAAUUAUCUAGGCAGAAGAGAAAAAAACAGGCCGAAAACCGUAAAUUAAACAAACCAAAAGCAGGUCCCACUUCCUCGUUUGCUUGCUUUCUCAAAGAAAAGGAGCACUUAAGACUUGAUCGACCAAUUACAGAAUUUGUAAAACACCUAGCUGAGGAAUGGAAGAAUUUAAGUGAAGAAGAUAAAUUGCCUUAUCAGAACAAAGCAGCAUACAAUCGUGAAGUCUAUCAAGAAAAGCUAGAAAACUGGGAAAAACAAAUGAUUGAUAUGGGUAGAGAAGAUUUAGUUCGCAAAUCGAAAAUUGGCAAGCCUCGGGGUUUAAGAACCGCACGAAAACUUCGCAGUCACCGUCGUGAACAACGCUGGCAUGAUAAGGAUUACAAAAAAUCCCAUUUAGGAACUCGUUGGAAGGCCAAUCCUUUCGGAGGUGCCUCUCAUGCCAAGGGAAUAGUCCUCGAAAAAGUUGGUGUCGAAGCUAAACAACCUAAUUCAGCUAUCAGAAAAUGUGUUAGAGUUCAAUUGAUUAAGAAUGGAAAAAAAAUCACUGCUUUCGUCCCCAACGAUGGUUGCUUGAACUACAUUGAAGAAAACGAUGAAGUUUUGGUUGCCGGAUUUGGUAGACGAGGUCACGCUGUUGGUGAUAUUCCUGGUGUACGAUUCAAGGUGGUGAAAGUGGCGAACGUCUCUCUAUGGGCUCUUUAUAAAGAGAAGAAGGAAAGACCAAGAUCUUAA
Dimorphilus gyrociliatus is the source of this 2157-nucleotide messenger RNA. NCBI's taxonomy places the organism in Eukaryota, Metazoa, Annelida, Polychaeta, Dinophilidae. The record is from the annotation of a GenBank genome assembly.